This is a messenger RNA of Cucurbita pepo subsp. pepo (vegetable marrow), 1453 nucleotides long. RefSeq names its product homeobox protein knotted-1-like 2. Gene Ontology annotation, biological process: regulation of DNA-templated transcription. Gene Ontology annotation, molecular function: DNA binding; DNA-binding transcription factor activity, RNA polymerase II-specific. The record is from RefSeq and is a predicted model, not a curated record. Lineage: Eukaryota; Viridiplantae; Streptophyta; Magnoliopsida; Cucurbitales; Cucurbitaceae. Gene Ontology annotation, cellular component: nucleus.
CUUAUUUGUCAUACCCAUUUGUGAAAACAAAAUGCCCUGGUCUUGAUCAUGGAGAAUAGCCGAUUGUAUCCUUUUUCCGGCGAGUUGUAAGGCCACUUGGCGGCGGCGAUUCUAGAUUAGGGUUUUGAUUUGGGUUCGUUAGGGCUUUGAAGAGUUGUUGUUAAGUGAAAAAUGGAGGAAUAUAAUAAUCAUGUAAACGAAAACUCAAAUCCGAGAGGGAAUUUCUUGUACCCAUCGGGAGUUGUUGGGGGGAAUUCUUCAUCUGGUAAUUUCGGAAGGUCAUCUAAUCCGACGGCUCACAUGGGUCUCAAUUCCUUUCAUCUUCAACAAGGAACCGACUGUUUUCAAACCGACCAUUCCCACCCGAUUGUCAAGACGGAAGCCAGUUCUUCACACCAUCAGCUCCACAAAUUUCACCACCCUUUACUCAGAGGAGGAGGAGGAGGACAGCCGCCGCCGCUGACGACAUGUCGGCCUGACCAACACGGCUUACUCGAUGUGGAAGCCAUUAAGGCCAAAAUCCUUGCUCAUCCUCAAUACUCCAGCCUCCUGGAAGCCUACAUGGAAUGUCAAAAGGUGGGUGCUCCGCCGCAAGUGGUGGAACGCCUGGUGGCGGCUCGGCAUGAAUUCGAAACACGGCAGCGAUCUUCCAUGGUUUCUGGAGAGACCAUUAAGGAUCCAGAACUUGACCAAUUCAUGGAAGCUUAUUACGACAUGUUGGUGAAAUAUCGGGAGGAACUUACAAGGCCGAUUCAAGAAGCCAUGGAUUUCAUGCGACGGGUCGAAUCUCAGCUCAGUUCUCUCUGCAACGGCCCACUUCGGAUCUUCAAUUCCGACGAGAAGUGUGAGGGUAUGGGAUCGUCGGAGGAGGAACAAGAAAAUAGCGGCGGAGAAACCGAGCUACCGGAGAUCGACCCACGUGCCGAAGACAGAGAAUUGAAGAACCACCUAUUGAGAAAGUACAGUGGCUACUUGAGCAGUCUCAAGCAAGAACUUUCAAAGAAGAAGAAAAAGGGAAAGCUCCCAAAAGAUGCAAGGCAGAAGCUUCUUAAUUGGUGGGAGUUGCACUACAAAUGGCCAUACCCUUCAGAGACGGAGAAGGUGGCAUUGGCUGAGUCCACUGGGUUGGAUCAGAAGCAAAUAAACAAUUGGUUCAUAAACCAAAGGAAGAGACACUGGAAACCCUCUGAAGAUAUGCAGUUCAUGGUCAUGGAUGGGCUUCACCCUCCCAACACUGCUCUCUAUAUCGACGGUCACUACAUGACCGAUGCCCAUUAUCGACUCGGACCGUGACUCACCCGACCACAAACGCCUCCGAAAGUGUCAUUCCUUCAUAUAAUACCAACCAAAUAGCGUGACAAACAAUAAUUAUGUUUCAUAAGCGUCGAGGAAAUAAUAAUAUUUGUUAUUUAGAACCUCAUGAAUGUAUAAUGUUAAUUUCUCUCUUUAUCAA